AUGGCAAGCAAAGGAAAGCCUACAAGCAGCCUAGCAAAGCGCAUCCAAAAGGAGUUGCGCGACCUGAAUGCAGACCCGCUGGGCAAUACAGUCUGCGGACCCAAGUCAGACGACAAUUUGCACAAGUGGGCAGCCACCAUCAUCGGACCAGAGGACUCGCCCUAUGCCGGUGGACACUUCAAUCUCGAUAUUGAGUUGCCCUCCACCUACCCCUUUAAGCCGCCCAAGAUUUGCUUCACAACAAGAAUCUACCACUGCAACGUGAAUAGCAAUGGACAAAUUUGUUUAGAUAUCCUCAAGGAUCAAUGGUCACCGGCAUUGACCAUUUCCAAAGUGCUUCUAUCCAUUAGCUCCCUCCUGACUGACGCCAACCCUGAUGACCCGCUCGUUGGUGAGAUUGCGCAGCUCUACAGGACGGAUCGCGCAGCACAUGACAAGACCGCAAGGGAAUGGACUCAGAAGUACGCCAAAGCGCCAUAG
Molecule: messenger RNA, 480 nt
Organism: Protomyces lactucae-debilis
Lineage: Eukaryota; Fungi; Ascomycota; Taphrinomycetes; Taphrinales; Protomycetaceae
Product: ubiquitin-conjugating enzyme/RWD-like protein
Exons: 2
Coding region: 1-480 (159 amino acids)
Biological process (GO): protein polyubiquitination
Cellular component (GO): nucleus
Molecular function (GO): ubiquitin conjugating enzyme activity
Source: RefSeq, a predicted model, not a curated record